UGCCACAAGAGAGUGAAAAGUGUCACGCUGCAGUUACGCGCGCGCCGUCAACACGCGCAAUAUUAUUAUUGUUCACCACCCGCCGUUGUCGUUUGGCCGCAGGUUCAUAUUCUGCAGAAAUCCACAGGCCGUCACGGGCGAAACUCUUUCGUUUCGGCAUUUGAUAUUAUAGUAUUAUACAUGCCACAACCUGAGGAGUCCGUCGUGGCACCACGCCCGAAGACCGGCGGUAAUUCCUGAUUGGACGAAUUCUGCAAUAACAUUGUAGAAUAUCUGUUUCACUGCGCGCGUGUAUUCCGUUUGGUUAAUGAAGUGUGUGUAGCUAUACCGACGACGGUGCGAUUGUGGUUUUUACCGCAGACCAUACUAUCAUAUUGGUCGCACGUCAGUAAAAUACGUGGUGGUAAGUUCCGUGGCCGACGAAUAGCGACUGUACCGGAUACCAACGCUUUGCACUGCAGCUCGAAACCCGAUCCGAUUUCAAAUUCCGACAUAUGGGCAUCACGACAAUAGCCGUUACAUCCGGACAUUGCCGUUGACCCGUCUCCUUUCCGCUGGUUGAGUCCGGCCACAUCCACACCGGAAGUACGCGUCGAUCUAUACAGACGCGUAGAUCACCGACCACACCGCCGCUGGUGAACGAUUUUUUUCCUCCGAUCACCAUGUACAGGCCGGCCGUGCUGUGCUUAGUUGCGGUCUUCGCGGUGGUGACAGCGGCCACCGUCAAGCGACACCCGGUAACGGUGGUCGUGUCGUUCGACGGUUUCCGGCCCGAUUAUAUCCGGCCCGACGUGACGCCGCACAUGGCCCAGUUCCGGGACGCGUCCGCCGCACCGCCGUACAUGCGCAGCGCGUUCCCCACGAAGACGUUCGUCAACCACUUCACCAUGGCCACCGGACUGAAUCCCGAGACGCAUGGCGUGCUCGACAAUACCAUGUUCGACAGUCACAACGAGACGAUGCACUACACGUACGAGCAGUUCCAUUACGACGAUUCGGUGGUGCCCAUCUGGAUACAAAACGAAAAUAAUGGAGAAGGACGACAUAGUGGUGUAAUGAUGUGGCCAGGAUCAGAAUUUCCAUAUCAAGGCAAAACCCCAACUUACAUUGAAGUAUACAACAAUUCAAUACAUUGGAAUUCUCGAAUAGACACUAUCAUGUCAUGGAUUGAAAAUGAAAAUCAACCAGCCAAUCUAGUGUUUGCAUAUUUUGAAGAACCAGAUAGAACUGGUCAUAAAAAAGGAGUCGGCUCACAAGAGAUACAAAAUCAAAUCCUUAGAGUAGAUGGGACAGUCAAAUACAUACUUGAACAAUUAAAAUAUAAAAAUUUAGAAGAGAAAAUAAACCUCAUAAUUCUUAGCGACCACGGAAUGGAAACAGUCACAUAUGAUAGAAUGAUAUUUCUAGAUGAUUACGUAUCCAAUAUGACCUACAAAUCCGUUAUUACAGGCCCAAAUGCAUUUAUACUUCCAAAUACGGGUAAAUUUGACGAAGUUUAUACAAAUCUUUCAAGCGGAGCCAAUACAUCAAAAACAUUUUACGUAUUUAAAAAAAAAGAAUUACCUGACCGUUGGCAUAUGAAGAAUAAUCCUAGAUUGAACGGAAUCAUCUAUUUGUUGUCAAAACCCAGUCACGCGUUUUGGUACAGUUUUUAUCAAAACAUUUUGGAUAAAACAACCAAGGAAAUGUUCAGAACCGGAACCCACGGAUACGACAAUGACGACCCUCUGAUGCAUGCCCUAUUCAUGGUUUCGGGACCAAUGUUCAAGAAGAACUUCACUGCACAGCCAUUUGACAACGUGGACCUGUACCCGCUGAUCAGCCACCUGUUGACACUAGAUGAGACGGCCAAUUACGCGCGGCCGGUGAACGGGACGAUAGCCGGCGUGGAACAACUACUGCUGUCGCCCAAGUCAUCAAGUGCUGGCACGUCGUCGUCGUCGUCGCCACACGUCCUAGCUGGCAUACUAGCGACCUUCAUCGAUGCUUUAAAAAAGUACCAGUGAACAUAACCGAAUGUCCAGGCCGGUUUCCCGAUGUAUAAUAAUAUAGGUCCAAUAUUUUAAUAUGUAUUAUAUUUAGUUUUGUUUUGGCACUCGAUGCAACCGCACAUACAUCGCAACUCACCACUGACAUAGUGACAUAUUGUGUGCGUAUACACCAAGAUUUUAACCGUUUACCGCCGAAACUCGAAAGUAUAUCCGUCUUACGAUAUUGAUAUUGUUCUAAAUACAAAUUAUUAUUGUUGUUGUCAGAUACGACAAAAAAAUUGAAUCCACAGAGGAAGAAUUGUAGAUAGAUUUUUCGUUAAUUCAUUAUUGUAAUAUUUUUUUUAGACAUUCCCUUUUAAUUGUUCAAUACGAUUAUGUCAAAUAAUAAUGAAUGAUUUAUACGUAUAAUAUAUGUAUUAAUACGUAUAAUAUAUGUAUUAAUACGUAUAUUUUAUUAUUUGUUUUUUGAUGUGAAACCUCUAAUGCAGCAGGUGAGACAGGCGAGACAGCCUAUUGACGUGGUCAUACGUAGCCACGCACUCGUAACUCUACGACUAUCUUACCACUCCAAUGUUAUAUUUAAGCAAUUCUUUCAUUAUUUUCGGUUACUGUUCGUCUUUGCGUGUGUAUUAAAUGACCAUUAGUAAGGAUACUGAAUACUACUAUACUCCACACUUGCAUCAUACAUAUUACGCACCCGGAUGUACAUGAAAUUUAGUCAUUAGUUCAAAAUAUUCAAAAUAAAUUUAUGGACGUGGAAUAGUUAUUAUGCCAGACAUAUAUUUAAGGACUUCCAAAAAUCUGAUUUAAAAAAUGUUUGAUUUUUUGAAUGCAUAACUUUAUUUAUUAUGAAACGAAUUAUUAUAAUAUCCAUGAACUCCGUACACCAGAUAUGAUCUUAUAGCUCAGUUGGUAUACGUAUCGGCUAUUAUUAAUGUCAUUUAUGAUAAUUAUUUAAUUGCAAUUGAUUUGGCUGAAAUAAAUAAACAAGAUUGCAUUGCAUCGGUCGGAGCACUUUUUUAUUUUUAGCGAAUUCUUUACGGUAGUAAAUAUUUUAAAUGUUAUACAUUUUUUUUAUAUUAAAUAAAUUAAAUGCUAUUAAAAAAUUUUAAUAUGCAUAUAUUUUUAUAUAUAUGCUCCUAUACCGAUGCAAAGUAAACUUCAUUAUAAAAUCCAAAA
This is a messenger RNA of Acyrthosiphon pisum (pea aphid), 3170 nucleotides long. Its product is annotated as ectonucleotide pyrophosphatase/phosphodiesterase family member 5. NCBI's taxonomy places the organism in Eukaryota, Metazoa, Arthropoda, Insecta, Hemiptera, Aphididae. The transcript is spliced from 6 exons. Bases 663 to 2006 code for a protein of 447 amino acids. The record is from RefSeq and is a predicted model, not a curated record.